AUGCUGAGUCUGACUACUCCAGUUCUCACACAACUAGAUGCUGAGUCUCACUUCUACAGUUUGGAGCUCACACAACUAGAUGCUGAGUCUGACUACUGCAGUUUGGAGCUCACAAAGCUAGAUGCUGAGUCUCACUUUAGCAGUUUGGAGCUCACACAACUAGAUGCUGAGUCUGACUACUGCAGUUUGGAGCUCACAAAGCUAGAUGCUGAGUCUCACUUCUACAGUUUGGAGCUCACACAGCUAGAUGCUGAGUCUGACUACUGCAGUUUGGAGCUCACACAGCUAGAUGCUGAGUCUGACUACUGCAGAUUUGAGCUCACACAGCUAGAUGCUGAGUCUCACUUUAGCAGUUUGGAGCUCACACAGCCAGGUGCUGAGUCUCACUUUAGCAGUUUGGAGCUCACACAGCUAGAUGCUGGGUCUCACUUCUACAGUUUGGAGCUCACACAGCUAGAUGCUGAGUCUCACUUCUACAGUUUGGAGCUCACAAAGCUAGAUGCUGAAUUUGAGCUCACACAGCUAGAUGCUGAGUCUCACUUCUACAGUUUGGAGCUCACACAGCUAGAUGCUGAGUCUGACUACUGGAGUUUAGAGCUCACACAGCUAGAUGCUGAGUCUCACUUCUACAGUUUGGAGCUCACACAGCUAGAUGCCGAGUCUGACUACUGCAGUUUGGAGCUCACACAGCUAGAUGCUGAGUCUCACUUCUACAGUUUGGAGCUCACACAGCUAGAUGCUGAGUCUGACUACUGCAGUUUAGAGCUCACACAGCUAGAUGCCGAGUCUGACUACUGCAGUUUGGAGCUCACACAGCUAGAUGCUGAGUCUCACUUCUACAGUUUGGAGCUCACAUAG
Haliotis rufescens (red abalone) is the source of this 858-nucleotide messenger RNA. RefSeq lists its product as uncharacterized. Lineage: Eukaryota; Metazoa; Mollusca; Gastropoda; Lepetellida; Haliotidae. The coding region runs from base 1 to 858 and encodes 285 amino acids. The record is from RefSeq and is a predicted model, not a curated record. The transcript has 3 exons.